Molecule: messenger RNA, 204 nt
Organism: Caenorhabditis briggsae
Lineage: Eukaryota; Metazoa; Nematoda; Chromadorea; Rhabditida; Rhabditidae
Exons: 1
Coding region: 1-204 (67 amino acids)
Source: RefSeq, a predicted model, not a curated record
AUGUCCACGUGGAUUCAUCUUCUUCUUCUUCUCUUACCAAUCGUCUCUGGAACAUACCAAGAAGCGACCCCGGAACAGAAAAACGCGGCCGUAUGGAUUGUGAUUGGCUGUAUUUGCGGUGGAAUGGCUAUAUCGGCUUCGGUCGCUGUAGGAAUAUUCAUGAUGAAUCGAAGAAAUGCAGAUCAGGUGUUGGUGGUACGGUAG